Daphnia magna is the source of this 1494-nucleotide messenger RNA. RefSeq names its product tetraspanin-15. Gene Ontology annotation, cellular component: membrane. Lineage: Eukaryota; Metazoa; Arthropoda; Branchiopoda; Diplostraca; Daphniidae. The record is from RefSeq and is a predicted model, not a curated record. Bases 80 to 832 code for a protein of 250 amino acids. The transcript is spliced from 4 exons.
AACACAUUUCUUUGUCGUGGCAUUCAGACGUGGUUAUAUAAUAAAUAAUUCUCAAUAAUAAUUCUGAAAAGUGACUCCAAUGGAAUUUCGUUUUCCCAAGAUUUUACGAUUGACUUUUCUCGGAGUCAAUGUCGUGCUCAUGUUGACAGGUAUGGCACUUCUGGCGUUUUCUGCAUGCUCCAUAGUAAAGAGACAAGAAUUUAGAAAAGAAUCUGAAACUAAUAAACUGAUGGUCGACUUGGACAACAACGCUAGUCUGAAAAUGCUCGUAAUGGCGACAUUAAUCAGUAUCCUGCUUAUAUUCCUCAGUUUCUUCGGUUUCUGUGGAGCUUUCGGCGACAAAAUAUGCCUCGUUUCUUACUAUCUUGUUUUCGCAUCCCUAAAUCUUGCAUUAGUAAUUGUUGGUGGUAUAAUAGUUCUUCGUUUCUCCAAAAUUCCGCAAGACUUGCUGAGCGAGCACAUGGCCGAUUACAAUAAUAAUCAAACUUCGAAAGAUCUUGUGGAUAAAAUUCGAGCAACUCUUGGAUGUUGUCUAGUUCAUAGGAUGAACAAUCUAGAGGAACUAAAAUAUGCCACAGAAAAUCAAAUUGUGACAGCGUCAUGCUGUGAUUCUCAUCAACAAGAAAAGUGUCGUCAGUUUUUGAGAGAUCAAUCUUUUCAGUUAAUGAGAUGGGAGGAUUUAAAUGGAAUAGUUGUUACGGAGGGAUGUAUUCCACAAAUCGCAGAUAUGAGUGAGCGCGUUUCCGGAUUCACGUUGCCAUUUUUUAUCCUUAUUGGAUGUCUUGACUUAUCUGCCAUAUUGUUGUCUACAGCUUUAUGCUGUAGAAUCUAAAAAAUAGAAAUUACCAUCACGCAGUUUAGGUUUAAUUCCUCCUGUGAACUUUUGCAAUUUAACUUACGGUAUCAAAUGCAGAAAACCUUGAUCUUUUCCGGAAUCUUCCCAGCACGUAUCUUUAAAUGACAGUUUUGAAAUUAAGAUCUGAUAUAUGUUAUUAAUAUUUUGCAUUGACAUGUUUUCAUUAAUGUUUGCAGGUCGCACAUGCCUGAAACAAGUAAAAAAAUAUUUACAUUACAGAAUUCCUAAGAGGUCUGCCCCUCUCUUCCUCCCCAAAGAAAACUUUUAUUCCAAUGACGAUUUUGAAAAAACAAGAAAUGGCAAAGAAAGCAGGGUCAACUUACAGCUGACGGAACUGUUACCGUGACAGCUAGAUUUAGUUGAACAAACAAUAAAACUUGAUCUAAAAACACUAAUGAGGCAAAAGUGUGUGCAUGCAUGAUAGAGAAAUUGACGGGAAGAAACACAUACAAAAAUAAAAAAAAAAUUAAAAAAAAAACACGUACCUUUUAGCAUGUUUUGGCAUGCUUUCUUUUUUCUUCUAGGACGUGUUAAUGCCACGUAUCUGACAGUAUAAAUUCCAGUUCAGAAGCAGCACAAAUAGCCGAUUUUGCAAUCUGUUUCACCUUGGCUUUCAAUACAAAUGCUUUUUAGUUGUA